Messenger RNA from Spodoptera frugiperda (fall armyworm), 1869 nucleotides. Its product is annotated as transcription factor Sox-8. The record is from RefSeq and is a predicted model, not a curated record. The transcript has 3 exons. Gene Ontology annotation, cellular component: nucleus. Gene Ontology annotation, biological process: regulation of transcription by RNA polymerase II. The coding region runs from base 485 to 1147 and encodes 220 amino acids. NCBI's taxonomy places the organism in Eukaryota, Metazoa, Arthropoda, Insecta, Lepidoptera, Noctuidae. Gene Ontology annotation, molecular function: RNA polymerase II cis-regulatory region sequence-specific DNA binding; DNA-binding transcription factor activity, RNA polymerase II-specific.
AAUAGGAAUAUAAAUUAAGUAGUCUUUAAAUAUUGUAUUGGUUUUCACUACAUUUGUUAUACCUAUUAUAAAAACAUAGCGCAGUUAAAGUUUGUUGACGAACCGUAUCGACUUCAAAUACAAGUUAAAAAGUCACUUUCCGUUUUUAAAUAAUUUCAGCACCGAAAAUAUCUGUUUUAUUUAUAAGUAGGUAUCUGGCGAUAAUGUUUGCUAGCUCGCGUACAUUUUAUAAGUUUAUUUACUUUAAAGCGCAAUAUUAUAAUGAGUAAUCGAUAAGUAAACAAAUACGAGCCCGACGUAUCAGCGACCGGCGCGCGCGCCCCUUCUGUCAAACAUUUUUAUAGUUAUGCGCAGAGCAUAAGGAACUCUUUAUAGUCUAUGCGCGCGAGUCGACCGCACGCGCGUUCAUCUUGCGUCGUUUGAAAAAAUUCUUCGCGGUAUUCGAAUUUUUGAAGUUUGAAGUUCUGUAAACUUAGUGGUGACAAUGAGCUGGGAACAGGAUCGCGACCGGCCCUGUGACAAGUUGGAAAUCAAUGAGGCAGUCGGAAAACUGCUGGAAAGUUUCAACUAUGACAGCAUCGUGCCACAGCCGACGAGGAGCGGCGGCUGCAUGCGUCGUGCACACGUGAAGCGACCAAUGAACGCGUUCAUGGUAUUCGCACAAGCCAUGCGCAGGCGCCUCUCUGAACAGCGGCCCGCGUUACACAACGCAGAGCUUAGCAAGUCGCUGGGUUCUAUGUGGAAGAGUCUGAGUGAAGAUGAGAAGUUGCCGUUCAUCAAAGAAGCCGAUAAACUUCGAACACAACACAAGAAGGAGUACCCUGACUACAAAUAUCAGCCUCGCCGUCGCAAACCCCAGCCUACUUCAGCAGUCCGACCCAAGAGGGAGCCUUCGCCAGAGAGAGACCAGAUUGCUUUAGCUGGCAUGCCGGACAUAACUCGUGAACUGUUGCCGGACGGCCCGCCGGACAAUGCUGAACUAGAGCAAUAUUUAAUAAAGUCGGGUUCUGUGCCGGACUACCACGAGCUACAACCGCGAUACACCCACAGCCUCCAACACCCACCUCCGCCUCUGUACGCACCAGUACCGCCCCAUCUUCACCACGCAUGUGGAGCAGAUUGGUCGCACUAUCCCGGACACCCUUAAACUAAAAAUCUCGAGAAAGUGGUUUCACGUUGGUGUCUCAAAGACUUUUAGUAAUAUUAUUGAUAUUACUUAGCUUUAUCAAAAGAUCGGAAUAUUUUAUCGCCGCUCAUUUUUUGUAACUUAUAAAAUAGGUCACGUAGCUCUUGUAAAUAUAAUUGGGUAGACAUGUAAGCACUAUACGAGGCGGCGCGCGGCGCGCACGUGCGUUUAAUUUGUGUAAGCUGAAUAAAUAUUUAAUAGGUUAAAGUUUGCAUAAAUUAUUAUUAUAUAAUGUUAACUACCUACUGGACCAAAUGUUAUAUUAUCAACAAAUCUAGAUAUCUAGGUACCUAUGUACCAGAAAUAUGUUUUAUAUUUUAUGCAAAGUUAAAGUUAAAUCAAUUAUUGUCGGAUUACAGUGUUAUGUACCUAAAUUUAACUUAUUUUUAAUAGUGUUUAAAUGGUUUUUAACUCUAGUUAUGUCAAAUAAGUAAAAUAAGCAAUGUCAGUAAAGAAACCGCAUUCAAAUUCAUAUUAUGUCUGGGUGCCAGUUGUGUUAGUUUGGUACUUUACAAAAUUCUUUAAGUUCCAAAGCGUAUGGAUAAGUAGAAAUUAAAGCGUAGGUUAUAAAUAAAUAGUGGCUCUCCCUAUAUUAUUAGAUAAGUUAUUAUUGUGAUUAAUUAAUUUGUAGUUCAUAACAAUUCUGUUGUUUAAUAAAUAUAUUUUUCUAUGUUCUACAUUAA